Psammomys obesus (fat sand rat) is the source of this 1413-nucleotide messenger RNA. Its product is annotated as cytochrome P450 2D26-like. Gene Ontology annotation, cellular component: intracellular membrane-bounded organelle; cytoplasm. NCBI's taxonomy places the organism in Eukaryota, Metazoa, Chordata, Mammalia, Rodentia, Muridae. Gene Ontology annotation, biological process: arachidonate metabolic process; xenobiotic metabolic process. The record is from RefSeq and is a predicted model, not a curated record. Gene Ontology annotation, molecular function: oxidoreductase activity, acting on paired donors, with incorporation or reduction of molecular oxygen, reduced flavin or flavoprotein as one donor, and incorporation of one atom of oxygen; iron ion binding; heme binding.
CCUCUUUCUCCUCCUCACAAAGUGCCCUCCUUCAGAGUUGAGGCUCCUCACAGCUCCCCCUCCUCCUCAGAGUGGUUCCUCCUCAGCUCUUCCUCUGAGCUCCUUCAACUCCUAUCCCCGUGGAGCUCCGGACACCUCUUGUUUCCUCUGCUGGGCUUCAGAACGCAUCACAUCGGCAUCGGUGUCUGAGGCAGGUGUUCCCAGAAGAGUCUGAAAGGCAGUGGAGCGGCCAUGGGUCUGCUGGCUGGAGAGAACCUGUGGCCUGCGCUCCUCUUCACGGCCAUCUUCCUGCUUCUGCUGGACCUGAUGCACCGGCCCAAGUUCUGGACCUCCCGCUACCCUCCAGGCCCCAUGCCACUCCCUGGGCUGGGAAACCUGCUGCAGCUGGACUUCGAGAACAUGCCAUAUACCAUGUCCAAGCUUUGACAGCGCUAUGGGGACGUGUUCAGCCUGCAGAUGGCCUGGAAGCCCGUGGUUGUGGUCAAUGGACUGAAGGCCGUGCGGGAAGUGCUGGUGACCUGUGGAGAGGACACUGCUGACCGCCCUCUAGUGCCCAUCUAUAAUCACAUGGGCUUUGGGCCCAAAUCAAAAGGUGUGGUUUUUGGACCUUAUGGGCCCGAGUGGCGAGAGCAGCGGAGAUUCUCUGUGUCCACCCUGCGUGACUUCGGCCUGGGCAGGAAGUCUCUGGAGCAGUGGGUGACGGAGGAGGCUGGCCACCUCUGUGACGCCUUCAUCCAGGAGGCCGAACACCCCUUCAACCCCAGCACCCUGCUGAGUAAAGCUGUGAGCAAUGUGAUCGCGUCCCUCGUUUAUGCCCGUCGCUAUGACUAUGAAGACCCUUUCUUCAACUGGAUGCUCAAAACCCUGAAGGAAAGUUUUGGAGAGGACACUGGCUUCAUUGGUGAGGUGCUGAAUGCACUCCCAAUGCUCCUUCGAAUCCCUGGGCUGCCUCAAAAAGCCUUCCCCAAGCUGAAUUCAUUCACAGCCUCACUGGAUACAAUGUUGACUGAGCACAAGACAACCUGGGAUCCUGCCAAGCCACCCCGAGAUUUGACUGAUGCCUUCCUGGCUGAGAUGAAGAAGGUCAAGGGGAAUCCUGAGAGCAGCUUCAAUGAAAGGAACCUGCGCAUAGUGGUGUCCGACCUGUUCAUGGCGGGGAUGGUGAUCACGUCAACCACACUGUCCUGGGCCCUGCUGCUCAUGAUCCUGCACCCGGAUGUGCAGCGUCGAGUGCAACAGGAGAUCGAUGAAGUCAUCGGGCAGGCGCGGCGUUCAGAGAUGGCUGACCAGGCCCGCAUGCCCUACACCAAUGCUGUGGUCCAUGAGGUGCAGCGCUUUGCGGACAUCGUCCCAAUGAAUUUGCCACACCUGACGUCUCGUGACAUCGAAGUGCAGGGCUUCCGCAUCCCCAAG